ACGCCGCAGCUGCUGCGUCACGCCGCUCCAGAGCCUCCAGUGUGCGGGUCAUGUCUCCGGGAAAACACGGCCUCUCGUCGCUGUGAGUCGCGGCUUUCCUUCCCUUCGCGUUAAAGCAGGAGAGCCAGGAUGAUGUCGUCCUUCUACCACCCAGGCGCCAAGGAGGCGGACAUGGCGGCGCUGGCGGAGCCGCUGUGCCUGGAACGAGAUGUGUGCCGGGUGAUCGAGCUCCUUGAUCGACUGCAGCGCACCGGCGAGCUCCCUCCUCCGAAGCUGCAAGCCCUGCAGAGAGUCCUGCAGAGCAAGUUCUGCGCCGCCAUCAGGGAGGUGUAUGAACAGCUGUACGACACUCUGGAUAUUAUUGGAGGACCAGAGGUGCGAGCGCAGGCAACAGCCAAGGCCACGGUGGCAGCCUUUGCCGCCAGCGAAGGCCACGCCCACCCGAGGGUGGUGGAGCUGCCUAAGACCGACGAGGGGCUGGGCUUCAACAUCAUGGGGGGGAAGGAGCAGAACUCCCCCAUCUACAUAUCCAGAGUUAUCCCCGGAGGGGUGGCCGACCGCCAGGGGGGGCUGAAGAGGGGGGACCAGCUGCUGUCCGUCAACGGCGUGAGCGUUGAGGGGGAGCAGCACGAGAAGGCUGUGGAGCUGCUGAAAGCCGCCCAGGGUUCAGUCAAACUGGUGGUCCGCUACACCCCCAAGGUCCUGGAGGAGAUGGAGGCCCGCUUUGAGAAGAUGAGGAGCGCUCGGAGACGGCAGCAGCACACCAGCUACUCGUCUCUGGAGUCCAGGGGCUAACGGACCUAAAACCUCCCCCCACCUCAUUGUCCAGCCGUCCUGACUCCUCUGUCCUUGUGGGAGGCAAGAAAGUUGACGGAAGCAAAAACAAGAAACAAAAACAGAAACAAAAAAACCAAAGUAGCCUGCCAACAGCUGUUACCUGAAGCCAACGUCCUCUUCCCCUGUUUCUCAGUGAGCUUGUUGUCAGUCAGACCCGGUAAUAUCAGCGCACCCUGGUUAGACCCCAGACCAGACGCUCCUCUUUAGCGUGUGGCCCAGUGAGAACCCAGUCCCAGUGUCAUUGGUGUUUUACUUUCCCAGAGCUGAAGUCAUCCCAAGUGUCCAGUCUGCAAUAAGCCUCAUCAGGAGAAGAAGCGCCUUCAGCAUUCACCGCCAGUCAUCGGGCAGAGGUCUGGCUAGAGGGCUAGGUGUUCAAGUGUUGAAAAGCUACGUUUAAAUCAGUGUCACCUAAAUGUUUGAGGGUUUAUUUUUUUGUAUUUAUUUGUGUAUUGAUCUAUUUGCAUAAAUGUCCAUAAAAUAAACUUAACUGUGAAA
Molecule: messenger RNA, 1332 nt
Organism: Cololabis saira (Pacific saury)
Lineage: Eukaryota; Metazoa; Chordata; Actinopteri; Beloniformes; Belonidae
Gene: lin7b
Product: lin-7 homolog B (C. elegans)
Exons: 6
Coding region: 130-795 (221 amino acids)
Biological process (GO): neurotransmitter secretion; protein localization to basolateral plasma membrane; maintenance of epithelial cell apical/basal polarity
Cellular component (GO): synapse; basolateral plasma membrane; MPP7-DLG1-LIN7 complex
Molecular function (GO): L27 domain binding
Source: RefSeq, a predicted model, not a curated record